AUGACUACCAAUCACGUGGAAAAGCUCGACUCGGCUCUCCUCCGUCCUGGCCGUGUGGACAUGAAGAUUACCUUUGGGCACGCAAGCGAAGCAGAUAUCAAGGAGCUUUUCACCUCGAUCUACGGGGCGAAGAACAAUGACAUUGCGUGUGGAGCCCCAACAACCCACAGCAACGGUUCAGUCAAGUUGCCGACAACCGGCGUUGUUGACAUUGCCAAGGCAAAGGGUGAGAUUGUCCAAGACUUCGAGGAGUGUAAUGGAGGGGUGAAAAAGUGCAAGGAAAAAGACCUGCAGAGUCUUGUAUCCCUCCGAUCCCGCAUUUCCGACUUGGCGUCUGAGUUUGCUGCUGUUGUUCCGAGUGGCGAGUUUACGGCUGCGGAGAUCCAGGGAUACCUUCUCAAUCACAAGGAGACACCCGAGGUAGCCAUCCAGGGUGCAGCAGAGUGGGUGCAAACUGCACGGGAUAAGAAGCGUGCUAGCGAGGGACAGGGAGAGCCUGAAGGAGAAGCCAAGGGAGAGGAGAAGGAUAAAUCUUAG
Penicillium mononematosum is the source of this 537-nucleotide messenger RNA. RefSeq lists its product as uncharacterized. The transcript has a single exon. The record is from RefSeq and is a predicted model, not a curated record. NCBI's taxonomy places the organism in Eukaryota, Fungi, Ascomycota, Eurotiomycetes, Eurotiales, Aspergillaceae. Gene Ontology annotation, cellular component: mitochondrial inner membrane. Bases 1 to 537 code for a protein of 178 amino acids. Gene Ontology annotation, biological process: protein insertion into mitochondrial inner membrane from matrix; mitochondrial respiratory chain complex III assembly.